Messenger RNA from Cololabis saira (Pacific saury), 6927 nucleotides. It is a transcript of the gene glsb, whose product is annotated as glutaminase b. The record is from RefSeq and is a predicted model, not a curated record. Bases 121 to 1899 code for a protein of 592 amino acids. The transcript has 16 exons. Gene Ontology annotation, molecular function: protein binding; glutaminase activity. Lineage: Eukaryota; Metazoa; Chordata; Actinopteri; Beloniformes; Belonidae. Gene Ontology annotation, biological process: L-glutamine catabolic process.
AGCCUGCGACCUCUCCAGCAGUCGACAUAUAGACACGAGCAUUUCAAAGCAAGCAGUGCAGUUAACAGACGGACACUUUCGGAACCUCGAAUUUCUCCCCAAUUGCCUGACAGGAUUGAGAUGUUCCAUUUUAGGUUUUCGACAGUGCUGAAGGAGUUUUUUGAAGCCACCCUCAAGCGCCCCCUUCCUAUCCUGAAACAGAAGUCGUGGUCGCCGUGCCCCAGCCGCUGCUUCGGCACCAUCUCGGUUGAUGUGAGAGGGUUAUCGCCCCAGCUGAAGGCUCUCCAUGGCGGUGCGCUCCGCCCGGCGCUCCGGCCGCUCCGCGGGGCGUUGCGCACCGCGCCCUGCGCCGCCCCGGGGCGCACCUACUGCGUGAAAACCGAAGGUGCCGCGCAGGAGCCAGAAGAACAGCCAAAGAAGGAUGGAGUCGGUGACGAAGAAAACGACAAGAGAAGAAAUGCAGGAAUUUUGCCCAGUUUGGAGGACUUGCUUUUCUAUACAGUCGCAGAGGGUCAAGAGAAGAUUCCUGCUCAUAAAUUUCUUACAGCACUUAAAGCUACUGGGCUUCGCACCGGAGAUCCCCGGCUGAAGGAGUGCAUGGACACCCUCAAGGAGACUUUAAAGAAGACUUCAGAUGGUGUGACGCUCGACAGGCAUCUAUUCAAGAAGUGUGUCCAGAGCAACAUUGUCCUGCUCACUCAGGCCUUCCGCAAGAAGUUCGUCAUCCCCGACUUCAAGUCCUUCACCUCCCAUAUUGACGAGCUUUAUGAGAAUGCCAAAAAACUCUCUGGAGGACAGCAUCUGGUGGCACCUGUACGCCCUCAAGAGGUGAGAAAGGUUGCUGACUACAUUCCUCAGCUUGCCAAAUUCAGCCCUGACCUGUGGGCAGUCUCUCUGUGCACAGUUGACGGACAGAGGCACACGGUGGGAGACACAAAGGUCCCCUUCUGCCUGCAGUCGUGUGUGAAGCCUCUGAAGUAUGCCGUUGCGGUGCAUGACCACAGCACAGAGUAUGUGCAUAGUUUCAUUGGGAAAGAGCCGAGCGGUCUUCGCUUUAAUAAGCUCUUCCUGGAUGAAGAUGAUAAGCCCCAUAACCCCAUGGUGAAUGCUGGAGCUAUUGUUUGUACUUCACUGAUAAAGCAAGGUGCAAGCAACGCAGAGAAGUUUGACUAUGUUAUGACUUUUCUGAAAAAUAUGGCAGGAAAUGAGUAUGUGGGCUUCAGCAACGCUACAUUCCAGUCAGAGCGUGAGUCAGGAGACAGGAACUUCGCCAUCGGCUACUACCUGAAAGAAAAAAAGUGUUUUCCAGAGGGGACGGACAUGACGUCUGUGCUGGACUUGUACUUUCAACUGUGUUCAAUUGAGGUGACAUGUGAGAGUGCCAGUGUCAUGGCGGCCACCCUGGCAAAUGGUGGUAUCUGCCCAAUCACGGGUGAGCGUGUACUGAGCCCGGAGGCGGUCAGGAACACCCUGAGUCUCAUGCACUCCUGUGGCAUGUAUGACUUUUCAGGACAGUUUGCGUUCCAUGUCGGCCUCCCGGCCAAGUCUGGCGUAGCAGGAGGCAUCUUGCUGGUGGUGCCUAACGUGAUGGGCAUCAUGUGCUGGUCGCCUCCACUGGACAAGCUGGGCAACUCCGUCAGAGGAAUACAGUUCUGCACGGACCUGGUGGAACUUUUCAACUUUCACAACUACGACAACCUGAGGCACUUUGCCAAGAAGCACGAUCCUCGCAGAGAGGGGGGGGACCAGCGGCAGUACUCCUUCGGACCCAUGGAUUAUGAGAGCCUCCAACAAGAGCUAGCUCUGAAAGCUCCUCUGUGGAAAAAAGUGUCUGCCACUGAGUCAAACCAGGACAGCUCAACUACUGUAGUCUAUAGGAUGGACAAAGUCAGCGAGUGAAACUUAGGAAAAAGACACCCGCACUUCGCCUCAUCUCUCGCUCUCUCUCGACCUCUUGAACACCACCACCAUCGUUGUUGAUCCUUUAAUAUUUAUAUAUAAGUUAUGUCAAGGAUUAUUUAUUGCCUAUGAAGCAGUUACUGUGUGGACGUACUGGGAAACUUCUUACUUGUGCUGGAAAAAUGUGAUGACUUAUUGUUUAUUUUGUUCUUAAUUCUCAAUGAGAGGCUGUGUGAGCCUGUGUGCACUGUGAUGUACUCGUCUGCGCUUCUGCUUCACCGCUACUGCACCCCAUAGGAAAGUAGUUUUAUUUUUUAUUUUUUUAUUUGACUUUCGAGAUUCAUUUAAUCUAAAGAGAGCAAACAAUAAUUGAAUAAGUAAACAACAAGUAAGAGUGUGUUUGCUUAGGUUGCGGGCCAACAUCAAGCAUUUGGACCAGCAGUCUUUAAAUAUGAGUUCAUGUUCAAAAAUACAAAAGCUUCAUAGUUGAAAAUGAAGUUUAGUGAUAGUUGUUUUCAGAUUAAUGUUGAACUAAAUCAUAUAGUUCCACGUGCUUUGGGCAGAGUGUAGUUGGGCUUUUCUUUUCCUCUCUUUUUUUCUUCUUAAUUAUUUCUAAUUUCUUAAGGGUUUUGACAAUGAUCUUGACAAUGAUCUCACCUGAGAACACAGAGGUCUUAAUAAGAAUAAACACGGAGCUUGGUUGAGUUACUUUGUGCAGCGUGGAGGUUGUUUCUAGAAAUAAUUCUCCAAAUGUUUGUGUCUCUAGGAUUCAGAAAGAAAAUAUUUUAUGAGAGAGAAACUGGAGUACAGCAAGAUUUUAGCUAGAAACAAAUCUCAGUCAGAGUUUGCGCCUGGUUACAGUUGAUUAAUCUAACAUGACACAAUAAUAAAAGCAGUCGUCUCGUCGUGGAGACUCGCUUGACUUGAUAGUCAUCAUUCAUCUGACAGCGCUGUGUGGCUGAUGACAGUUGUUUUGUGCAGCUGCAUGUUGUCUGCUUUGCAACAGUCGCCAAAGCAAGUAGUGUAAUGUGGUGGAAGUGAUGAUAUAUUUUUAUAAAUAUAACCUCCAGAAGAGCUCCUCAUGCAUGCAUUGGUCUGGCUUGUUGUAAUUCAACCUUUAAUUCCUCUGCUGUGAGCAGGUGAGCUUUUAUGAAUAACAGGUUACCUGUUGGUUUAUCUUAACAGCAUUCCAUCUGCAUGUUUACAAGUGCAUGAAAAUGAAACUGUGUUCAAACACUAGUCCUUAGUCCAGAAAUGUCCUUACUUUAUAUCUAAAUGUAAGAAAAGACAAUCACUGACCAAACUCAUAGUUUAAGGCUUUAACAACAAAUCUAUUAGUCUUAGUUCUGCUCGAGAAACCAUUCAGAUUUUCAGCAGAUGCAGGUGGUUAUGAAGCAUGACCACGCAUGGCACGUUUCUCUGGCAUAAAAAAAGACGCAGGAUAGAGUUGGCGAAAUUUAUAAAACUGUUUACAAAUUCGAAUUUCAAGUUUAAAUCAAAAUGUGGUCAUUUGAGGCCUGGUUCAGUGUCCUAUUCCAGGGCAAAGAACGUUUCUCUCUCAAGAAAUGUUCAAAAUCCUUAUAUAUUGAAUCUAUUUAAGGUCUUUAAAACCACCCAACCCAUGUUACAGACAGUUGAGGCAAAGUUACAUUUCCAGCCAAGCUCCAAGCUCCGACAGCAGAGGAACCCGAGGUCAUCUCUUUGAUUCUGCAGCAUUUUGGAGAAAUAUGCUGUCUGAGGCGAAUGACACCGAGAACGACAAUAUCAGAUAUUAUAAGGCAUUGGAUGCCCAACAGCCCCGAUACAUUUGUGUAAAUAUGGCAAAAAAAAAGGUUUUGACACACACAUUGUCGGUAUCAUUUCUGUUCUGUAAGUGUGUGUUAUGAUAUAAGUUCUUUAUAGAUAUGUCACUGUAUUUUGGAAUGGACAUAGAAGCAGGUGUUUAUAGCUUUGAGGCUCAUCUGUAUGUGUGUGAUGAUCCUCGGCAGAAGAUUAGACUGCGUGUUGAUUGUCCACUUCAGACGUUCCAAAUUUGAUCUCCUGGAAUCAGGUGUAUUUGCACAUGGAUGUCAUGUCCAGACAUGCCUUAAUUAUCGCUCUGACGUGACUAAGCUGGGAGGAGAGUUUUACCCGUUUGCCCCUCAGUCUUCAUCAAAACUGUUCAGCUGGUAUGUGGGUUUGACUUGAGCUCUAGGCUAUGACAGCUGGGGCUACAUGUACCUUGUCAUUACUCUGCUAUGUCUCCUAUCUUGUUUAGCAUUGUACCAGUAGACUUCUGUUAAUGUUUCUGCUCAUUAUUUUGUGAAUUUACAAAGUAUUCAAAAACACAGGUCACCUUUAAGGCUACAGAGGAAUGUUGAACGGAAUAAUUUCUUUGGUAGUUGGAUUUAGUCCAAGUUGUUUUAACCGUAUGGAUCUUGUUGAUCUUGUACUGAAAUAUGUAAAACAGAACCUUUUCCUUUUCUGUUACAGUCUUUAAAAUGUCAAUUGUAUCAACUUCAGUAUUUUUACAUUCUAAGUUCUGUAGGUUCUGUUGAAAAUAUUUAUACCUAGAAGUUGACUCUCUGUUGACUAGUGGAGGUUUGUGUUGAAGCUGGUGGAGUCCACCUUUCCCAUUCUGUGCGUUAGUAUGAGGAGUACGAGUGUCGCUGCAGUAAAAGUUAUUGUAAUUUUUUCCAAAGAUUGCAAAACAGAAGAAAGAGAAAACUAGUGUGAAGAAAAGCAACUUCAUGGACCUUGGCACAUGAAUAUGGACAGCCAGACUUUUUUUUUUGUUAUUUUCAGUCACCUUGGGUUUUGCUACAUCAAACAGAAAUGAGGGUUGCAUCUUAAAGACACCCUCUGUAAUAAUACCCUUUUCUGAUCACAUGAGGGCUGCGUGUUACUUGGAAGUUCAUGACUAUCGUAUAUUGGAGUACUUACACUUACUAAUUGCUACAUUUUCCGUUAAAAAGAGGACAGCGGUCCAUCAUUGGCACCAACAACAUCCCAGCUUUUAUCUCUCAAAAAAAGGAAUGAUUUAACACUUGAAAAUAAAAUAUGGGUUUAUCGUGUUUGGAAGUUAUGACUGAUAUGAAGUCAAAUAGUUGCGGUAACAUUAGAUAACAGUAACAGCAGUGGCUUGGGUGAAGCAGCUGAAAGGGAAAUGUUGUUAUUGUCAUUUCAGGUAUUAGCACAAUGGUAAUUUGACACUGGGAUGGGAAAUAUUUGUUGCAGAAUUUGACUAUUCAUUUCAAGUCAAUUUUAUUUAUAUAGCAUCUAUUAUAACAGAAGUUGUCUCUAGGUGCUUUCCAAAGACCCAGAACAUGACCCCCGAGCAAUUAUGACAUAAACACUGGCAAGUAAAAACUCCCCUAGUGGGAGAAAAACCUUAAGCCAAACAGUGGCAAUGGAAAAACUCCCCUUUAGGAGGGAAGAAACCUUAAGCAGGACCUGGAUCAUAAGAGGGGACUCUCCUGCCGGAGACAGAGAGAAUGAAAAACAGAAAAAAGGGAGACACAGACACAAUGGCUAACUGGUGCAGUACAGGGAUGACUAUAUAAGCAGAUGUAGCCAGCAGACACUGAGGUGGUCAGAGGGGGGACUGCAGGUCAGGAUGUCAGCAGGCAUCUACCAGACAUCCAUACAGAAUGGGGGAAGCAAGUAAUGUGAUAUUCUACUCAAUAAUUAUGCCAUGUGGGGCUCAGCCCUCGUGUUGAAAGACACUUAAGAAACCUUUAGUUGGACAAAGUGGUAUUAUAAGACAUGCAGGACCGUCUCCACUCAUUGGCACAAUAUUGUCAGUGGCUCAUGAGUCAACACGGCAGAUCUGUAUGCCCCCAUGUGGUCAGAAGUGGUAUUGCCAAUGAGUUUGGCAUUUAGAGUACAGCCUUUAUCAAUAGUUACUCAACUUUGUUGAAAAAGUUAUUUUUCAAGCAAGAAUGUGAAAUGAUGCGAUUAUUUCUUUUGGUGUCUUUUUCCUUCCUUUUUCUUCUAUAUUUCAAAAAUUAAACAAUUCAUCAUUUGAGUACUGGGAUGGAUUUGAUUUAUCACAUCAAGCAGUGAUGACAACGUCAGCUUUAUUUGGCUUUAGCUAUUGACUACGGUUUAACUUAAUCCUCGUCUCCAGUAAAGUUUUCUUUCCUCUAAAACUGUGUAGUUGUUGGUUAGCUUUGUCAGCCUUUCAUUUCUAGUCUGGUGUGGUUGGCCCACUGGACCAGACAAGCAUUCCAACCAAUCAGCAUCCAUUAUCUCAUACAAUCCAUUUUGUUGAAAUGAAUCAGAAGGAUUUUGUAUGGUGAGGAGCUGCAAGUCUUGUUUCUUUUACCAGUAUUUCCAUGAAAAUCAUCAGAUAUUUUUGUUUCAUGUCCUGAAUGGGUCAAUUUUUCUUUGAAUUCUUAUCCCCUGUCUUGCAUGCAUCGUUCUGUAUAGGCUAUUAAACGUCUUUUUGAAUCCCAUCUUUGUUUCUUAUAAUUUCUUUCACAUCUUUUGUGUAUGUUGAUUUGUGUCCUGAAUAUGUUUUUUUUUCUCCUUUUCUUUUUGUCCUUUCUGAAAUGGAAAUUGAAUAAACGUUUAAAAAUUAUCACUACCAUUACAUUUGGUGAUGUUGGAACUGUAUAGUUUUCUGAUGUUCUGGUCAGAUGUCAAAAACAGGUUUCUUGACCAAGUUAAGAAAUAACUACCCAGAAACCUUUUAUAUAUAUAUACAUAUAUAUAUAUAUAUAUAUAUAUAUAUAUAUAUAUAUAUAUAUAUAUAUAUAUAUAUAUAUAUAUAUAUAUAUAUAUAUAUAUAAAUGAUUAUGCAGCAGAUAAAACAAUACAGUUCCAAUUUUUUAUGAUUGUAUUUCUGUGUAGUCUUCAUAAACUCAUGAACUGUCUUGUCUGCCUACAAACACAGCAGAAAUUCAUAUUCCUUCAGCUUCUAUAACUGAAGUGGAUGUGCAGACAUGGCAGUAAAUGUGCAUUUUCUUUUCUUUUUUUUCAUAUUUAAUUUUGUUGCCUUGUUGUCCCCCUCUGUAAGAGAAAAUCAAAUAAAGCACUCAUCCAUUA